Molecule: messenger RNA, 234 nt
Organism: Dibothriocephalus latus
Lineage: Eukaryota; Metazoa; Platyhelminthes; Cestoda; Diphyllobothriidea; Diphyllobothriidae
Source: the annotation of a GenBank genome assembly
CGCUACCUGAUGGGCGUCGGCUUCCCCGUCGAUAUGGUCGUCUGCUCAGCUCUGGGCUGUGACAUGUUUGACUGUGUCUUCCCCACACGCACAGCCCGUUUCGGACAGGCGCUGGUUCGCUGGGGCCAGGUAGGCACUCUUUGUGCCGCUAGUUAUAUUCUCCGUCCCCCUCCCCCCUGUCUUUUUUGUCGGUUUAUUCCCGCCUUCACUCUGAGUAUUGACAGUUACAGUUAG